Messenger RNA from Drosophila willistoni, 1508 nucleotides. RefSeq names its product protein phosphatase 1 regulatory subunit 21. The record is from RefSeq and is a predicted model, not a curated record. The transcript is spliced from 5 exons. Bases 114 to 1319 code for a protein of 401 amino acids. Gene Ontology annotation, cellular component: membrane; early endosome. NCBI's taxonomy places the organism in Eukaryota, Metazoa, Arthropoda, Insecta, Diptera, Drosophilidae.
UGUUAUUCCCAGCUCUAAGGGCAACACAAUUGCUUAAAUCGUGGUAAUUUGCAAAAUUUGUAAACUGUUUGAUUAAUUUAACCGUUUGGAAAAAGUCAUGUAAAAACAGGAAAAUGGUGACAAAGGAGGGCACUGUACCCGAGACCAAGUACCAGAAAUUGGCCACUGAAUACUCAAAGUUGCGUUCCCAAGCCAAAGUGCUCAAGCAGGCUGUUCUUGAUGAGCAGGCGAAGGAGGGCAACCUGCGGGAGCAACUGCAACAGUAUGCCACCUCACUGCGUCGCACUGAGCAGGAGGUGGACUCCCUGGGUUUUCGUAACAAGCAACUGGAAUCACGAGUCUCACAGCUGCAGCAGGAGAUAUCCGGGCAAGAGCAGCAACAGAAUCAGCAGCAGCGAAACAAGGGAUCUUUAAGACGUGGCUUAUUGGGCGGCAAUAAAGCGGAGGCUCCCAUAGAAGCCGAAGUGGCAACAACAGCAAACGAGCCGCUUUUAUUUGAGGAGCUGCAAAAGAAAAUAAUGGAAAACGCCCAGCUGACAUCAUUGAUUGACGACAAGCAGCGGGACUUGCUGCUACAUACGGAACGCAUUGCUAGCCUGGAACAAAAGCUGGAGAAGCGCAUAGGUGAUCAAAAUGAACUAGAGAAACGUUUGCGUAAAGAAAUGGAGCAACUGCAACAUAGGAAUAAUGAAUUGGAAACAAAAUUAGUGGAUGCAGCCAGCAUGCUGGGAAGUGAAGAUGCUUUAAGUGCCACUGGUAGCGAUAACACACCUCAACACAAUCUCCAGCAGCAGCAUCCCACACUGAAUUCCAGCCAGCUGUCAACCGAAGAGCGGGUUGUAAUGCUGGAAAAAGAAGUGGCCCAUUGGCGCGCCCAAUAUGAAGUGGCCAAACUUCAACAGAACCUCAACUCAAAUAAGGAUCUCAGUCUGGCGAAUUGUAGUUCAUCUGCUGCAGGUGUAACAGUUAAACCAAUGGGCGAAGCAGCCCCAUCUGGGCAAGAUUCUGCAGAUCCUUUGGCUAAGGAACAAUUGAUAUACAACUUAUUUAGUAGAAAAUAUGAAGAUCUACUACGACUUAAGGCCCAAUCGGAGUCUCGACAACGUUCCUUUGAAUUGGAAUCAAUGCAUUUGCAAAAUUGUCUAGAAAAUGCAACACAAGAACUCAAAUCGAAGGAUGAGCAAUUAGCCAGCUUAGGAGGGGCUUUACAAAUGCUAGAAGAAGAAUUGACUACCACACGACUCAACUAUGAAGAGCAGAUCAGUGUCCUAACGGAGCAAGUGAUAAGCCUCAGCGAUCAGUUGGCGGCCAGUAAAUGAUUAUUGCAAUUUCAUCUUCUCCUGCCCGCUUUAAUGUAAAUUAUUGUAAACUUAAAACAAAAUGAAAGGAAAACUCUUAACUCUCUAUGUAUAUAUAACAAUACACAUAUGAUAUAUAUCCAUCUAUAUAUAUAUUAAAGUACAUAUAUGUUUUUGUGUUAGUGUAUUAAAUAUUUCACUAAAGUUUAA